UCACUAGUAAAUCCGAUGACCACAUUUGCUGAUAUUCUUACAUGUGCAAUAUUUUUUUCAUGCAGUCUGCUGAGGUGCUACUGGGGCUGCUGCUCUGCAAGCUUCUUUUUUUUUUCCCCUCACACAGCUUUCCAGAGCAGCGAUUGGACGGCAGGAGAGCCAAUGGGCAGUCGAGCAGCAGGUUAUUUGAACUCUCCUCACACAGCCUCGACUAAACCAGGCAACAUCCCCUGACUUUUCAAACAUUAUCCUCUCAGAAGAGUCUGUCAUCAACAAGUGUGCUCAGUGCUCAGUCACCGCUGCGGCGAGAGAGCAAGGGAAACUUUUUAACCCCCCCUUUUUUUUUUUUUCUUUUUCCACAUUUCCUUCACAUUAAAUAUAUCCAGGAUGGGAACCUGCCACCUCUAUUUACAACUGGAAGUCUGCUGAUGCACCUGUUGAUUGAGGGAAAGCGCUCAGUGUUUAACCAUGAACAAAGUUGCUGUGGUGAAGUCCGACACGCUGCUUCGGCUGGAGGACAGCAGGAGAGCGGAGACGGAGAGGAGCAGAUUGGACUGCGUGGGCUUACCUCAGAGCAGUUUAACAGACGGCGAGAACACAGACCUGCUGCGAUGCCAGGACGCCAGCGAAAACAGCUCUCCUAUCAAGUACAGAAGAUAUGGGUCUCGCCUGGGUGGGGUCAAAGUUCGCCACAAGAGACAGGUGCUGCAGGACAUGGCCCGACCGCUCAAACAUUGGCUGUACAAACACCGGGACAACCCCUACCCCACCAAGACCGAGAAGGUCCUGCUGGCCCUGGGCUCACAUAUGACCCUAGUGCAGGUCUCCAACUGGUUUGCGAACGCCCGGCGGAGGCUGAAGAACACCGUGAGACAGCCGGACCUGAGCUGGGCGCUGAGGAUCAAACUGUACAAUAAAUACAUCCAGGGAAAUGCUGAGCGACUGAGCGUGUGCAGUGACGACACCGACUCAGACGAUGAAGAGUGUCCUUUACAAACACCCAUCAGCCAAUCAGAUUUUGGCAGGUCAUCUUCUCAUAAGAGUGUGCUCCAGAAACAGGGCAGCGUCCUCGCCAUGGCGGACUCGGCCAACAGUGACGACAGUGCGUCGCCUCCAUCCAAGUACAAGAGCAGCCUACUGAAUCGUUAUCUGAAUGACACCCUGCGGCACAUGAUGACGGCGAAGGCCGAUGGCGUUACAUCGGCCCGCAAGAGGAGGAGCCACUCCGAGUCAUUCAGCUCCAACGAAUGUGAUCGAGACGUCGUCUCCCCGGCGUCGUCCUACGAAACUGAGGCCAACUUUGUCUACCACAUGGAUACAAUGGACUAUACUUCAACUAAAUGUGAUAGGGACCAGCAGCAGGGCCGAGGCCAGCCGAGACAAGUCGAUCAGGGCUGGAGGGAGAUCCACGCCGCUGUGGCUCUGACCAACUUGGCCCAGGGACAGAGCUGCCUGGCAGACCACAGCAGCGUGAUCGUGCCCAGCGCUGCCACAGGGCAGAGCGGCACCCGAGAGCCCUACUCGAUUACGAGGACCACUAGCAUAGACAGGAUGCGUGUCACAGGACCCACCGCUGCUCUGAGACAGAGCUGCACCGCGGGGCCCACUCUCACCAGCCGCAUCAUCCAGAAGUCCUCUCAUAUCGCUGAGGUCCAGACUGUUACUGUGGCCCUGGCAAACACCGUGUAGGCAUUUAAUAUGAGCAUCUGGUCCAAGCACAUGGUUCCAUAUGGGAAUUCCAGAUGCUUAAGUGCCUUGCAUUAUAUGUACAGCCUCUGUUAUUUUGUAAUGCUGAUAAAUUCUGACAUUUUCAAUCAUUUUUACAUCGUAAAAUGGAAAAACUGACCUAACGCAAUUGAGUAUUUUCUACUGUUUUUGCCAUGUUUUUCUAAUGUCUUCCUAUUGCCAUCUGUUGCAGUAAGUUAUAUUAACUUCAUGAGACUGGAUUAUCAUCCAAUGCUAAAGUUUGACAGCAGCUAUUUGAA
Acanthopagrus latus (yellowfin seabream) is the source of this 1985-nucleotide messenger RNA. Its product is annotated as homeobox protein Mohawk-like. The transcript has 6 exons. Gene Ontology annotation, molecular function: DNA-binding transcription factor activity, RNA polymerase II-specific; RNA polymerase II cis-regulatory region sequence-specific DNA binding. Gene Ontology annotation, cellular component: nucleus. Gene Ontology annotation, biological process: cell development; muscle organ development; regulation of transcription by RNA polymerase II. The coding region runs from base 469 to 1689 and encodes 406 amino acids. NCBI's taxonomy places the organism in Eukaryota, Metazoa, Chordata, Actinopteri, Spariformes, Sparidae. The record is from RefSeq and is a predicted model, not a curated record.